AUGAUGGAGGGUAUUUCGCAGCUUCUGCCCGAAGCAUUCAAUGCUGGGCUGUCUCUUGUUAUGUUCCUUGUCUUUCUAGCCUACCAUCUUGGUCUCGUUGUAUACAGACUGUUCUUCGCUCCACUCGCAGGCUUUCCUGGGCCAAAGAUAGCAGCGGUCACAGGACUCUACGAGUUCUACUACGAUUAUGUGAAGAAUGGCUCGUACCUUUACCGCAUCGAGCAAAUGCAUCGAGACUAUGGCCCUAUUGUCAGAGUCAACCCUGAAGAGUUGUCCAUUGAUGACGCAGAUUUUUACAACGAGAUCUAUGUUGUGGAGAGUAAACGACGAACAGACAACUAUCAUGCCUUUGCGAAAGGAUUGGGCUUUGAUGACUCACAUUUUAUAACGGACAAGCACGACCUACAUCGCAGACGAAGAAAGCCACUAGAACCCUUCUUCUCUCGAGCAGGCGUUCGGCGACUUACUCCCAUGCUGAAUGACUGUGCCCGGCGGUUGCUCGCUCGGCUUGAGCAAUUGAAAGGAACAGAUACUAUUGUCCGUUUAGAUCAUGUAUUCGCAGCAUUGACUGGCGAUGUCAUGCGCAACAUCUGUACCGAGUCAGAUGAGAGCUAUCUUGACGACCCGAACUUUUCGCCUGAAUGGUACACCAAAGCCAACUUCCCACCGUGGCGAUUGCUCACGCGUGUCAGGUUCAAUACACUGGAGUCUAUCGCCCUCUCCAUGCCAAUUUUCGUUAAUCUACCAUUGCUUAUCAGGAUCGUCGCGCUGAUACCAAAAUCAAUCUUGUUGUGGGCAUUUCCAGGCGGAAAUGCUAUGAUGUCCAAAGCCCAUAUCUUGGAUGCAAAGCGUGCGAAAGAGCAAGCAGACGCCGGCGGCGGAGUUGCUGAGAUUCACACCUCCAUUUUCCGCCACGUCAUGAGUAGUGACAUGCCAGAAUCAGAGAAGUCAACGGAGAGAUUGUCCCGAGAAGCUCAAAUCCUACUGGGUGGCGGAUCUGUCACCACCGGUCGUCUUUUCGACUUUAUUUCCUACUACAUUAUGGCAAAUGACAACAUCAGGGGACGACUAAGCCGAGAGCUCAGACACCUUACUGCUGGCUUCCCAGAGCAGAUUCCUACCUUUGACGAGCUGGAGAAGUUGCCAUAUAUGCACGCUGUCAUUAAAGAAGGCCUCCGGCAAGCAUCUGUCGGCAUGUCCGCCUAUUUCAUGCACUCAGACCCCAAAAUCUACCCUGAGCCUGACAAGUUCAUCCCCGACCGCUGGCUUGGAGAUUACAAUCCACUGAUGGACAGGAAUUGGGUGCCCUUCACCAAAGGAUCACGGCAGUGUCUAGGGAUGCAUCUCGCCACCGCUGAACUGUACAUCGUACUUGCGUGCAUCUUCCGACCCGGCGGGCCAAAGCUCGAGCUUUUCGAGACUGAUGAGACUGACGUCAAAUUGGUGCAUGACUUCAUGCUGCCUUUGCCCAAGCUUGAUUCGAAGGGGCUGAGAGUGAUGGUGAAGUAG
This is a messenger RNA of Bacidia gigantensis, 1509 nucleotides long. RefSeq lists its product as uncharacterized. The record is from RefSeq and is a predicted model, not a curated record. The transcript is spliced from 7 exons. Gene Ontology annotation, molecular function: heme binding; oxidoreductase activity, acting on paired donors, with incorporation or reduction of molecular oxygen; monooxygenase activity. Bases 1 to 1509 code for a protein of 502 amino acids. NCBI's taxonomy places the organism in Eukaryota, Fungi, Ascomycota, Lecanoromycetes, Lecanorales, Ramalinaceae.